CGGAGUGGCAUGUUGUGUUGUUUACUUCGCGCUGUGCAGUUCCGCGCCGCCGUUCAACGCGCUUUGUUUCCACUGUUUUCAUCAUGUGUGUGUGUGCGGUUUAAUUAAUUGAUCGCGCACUUUUGGCCCAGUGUAUGUGUCGAUAAAACAAAUUUUUAAGAAAGAAGAAAACAAUUUGUGGAUUAAACGUCAGAGGAAUUUGACAGGCUGACAGCUGUCAGCGAGCGGAGCAUUAUCGGACAUCUACAGACAACGGACACCACGGCUGCGAAAAUGGGCUGGGGAACUGAAUUAUGGGAUCAGUACGAGAACCUGGCGACACACACACAGAAGGGGAUCGAUUUUUUAGACAAAUACGGAAACUUUAUCCGUGAUCGCAGUGCCAUCGAAGUCGAGUAUGCCGCGAGGCUGAGGCGGCUCGUCAAAAACUAUCAACCAAAAAAGAGCAAAGAAGACGAAGAAAAUGAAUUCUCCUCCUUCCAAGCGUUCAAGUGCAUCCUCAAGGAGGUCGCCGACCUGGCCGGCCAGCGCGAGGUCGUCGCCGAGAACCUGCAGCUGCAGGUGCUGCAGGGCAUCACGCUGCUCGCGAAGAACCUGCGGGACGAGCGCAAAAAGUCCCUCAACGAGGGCAUGAACCUCACCCAGAACCUGAGCGGCCAGAUCGCGUCCCUGGACCGGGCGAAGCGCAACUACGAGAAGGCGUUCCGCGAGGCCGAAAAAUCCAUUGACGCGUACCAGAAAGCGGACGCGGACUUUAACCUGAGCCGGGCGGAGGUCGAGAAGCAGCGCAACAACAUGAACAUCCGGUGCGGCCAGUCGGAGGACGCCAAGAACGAGUACGCGAACCAGCUCCAGAAGACGAACAAGCUGCAGCAGACGCACUACGAGACGUCGCUGCCGGAGGUCUUCAACCGACUGCAGGAGCUCGACGAGAAGCGAACGCGAGGGCUGAAGGAGUUCAUCAAGGGUGCGGCGGACGUGGAAUCGGCGGUCGCACCCAUCAUCGCGCGGUGUCUCGAGGGCAUGGUCAAGGCAGCGGACUCCAUCAACGAGAAGGAAGAUUCGCUCAAAGUCAUAGAAAAGUACCAGUCCGGCUUUCAGCCGCCCGGAGACCUUCCCUUCGAGGACCUCUCGAAAGCCGACUCCGACACCUCCAACAACUCCCAGACGUACAGCACCUCGACGGGCGCCGGCUUAAACCACCUGACGGCGAAGGGCACCACCAAGGACAAGCUGAAAAAGCGCGUCGGACUGUUUGGGAUCUUUACCAGCAAUAAGAAGAUUGUUGAAGCCUGCAUUCAAGUGAAGAACAACCUCUCGACGGACGGUAUGAAGGAAGAUUUCAGCGACCUGCCGCCGACGCAGCGGCGGAAAAAGCUCAUGGGCAAGGUCCAGGAGCUGCAGCAGAAGGUCGCCCAGGAGCAAGCCGCCAGCGAAGGCCUCAUGAAGAUGAAGGGCGUGUACGAGGCCAACUCGCUGCUCGGCGACCCGCGCUCCGUCGAGGAACAGCUCAACGAGUCCGUCAACAAGCUGGACAAGCUGCGGCUCGAGCUCCAGCGGUACCAGAAGCUGCUCGAUCAGGCCAACAGUCAAACCAUCGCCCAGCACAGCCCGCAGGCGAACCGAACCGUGAACGGCGUCAACGGGGGCAGUGCCCAGCGGUCCUCCAGUCUCUCGAAUUACAGACAUUCCAACGGCAGCAGCAAUCACGACAACCACGACCAUGACCACGGCGAGGACCAUCCGGACCACGACGCCGGUAGCUUAAGCAGGUCAGCAUCAGAGAGUAGUGUACAGCAACCGCAAAGUGGGCUUAAUAUUAACAAUAACGGCAGUUCCGCUAGUCCCGAGAGUGGCCUCGGCACGUCGCACACAUCGCUGCCCGGUUCCGGCCAGGGCAGCACCAACGACCAGCCCAUCAACGACGAGAUGUACUACGAGGCGGACGCGCUGCAACCGCUCGGAACGUGCAAGGCGCUGUACCCGUUCGAUGCCACGAGUGAGGGAAGCAUUCCGAUGUCCGAGGGUGAGGAGCUGCUCGUGAUAGAGCUGGACCAGGGCGAUGGCUGGACGCGCGUCCGGAGGUUAUGCGGUCCCACCGGCUGGGAGGAGGGAUUCGUGCCGACGAGCUACAUCGAGAGUACGUUGUAUGCGUAGUGUUGAUCGCAACGCAUCCUCCCGGAGAGGGAGACCUUGAUCUAACGCUGUGUUUGAGAGGAUUGCGGAAAACAGCGACAGAUUCUUGUACAUAGCUAAGGUAGUAUGAUGGUUAGGCACGGAACGAACGAAAAAAUAACACGAGCAAUGCAACAAUGCCUGUCCGCGCGCGGAAUAGUCAGAACGCCACGCUACUUUCGGUAAAUUAUUACUGCUGUCCACAACUUUCCAGUUUCGUUGCUUCCGUUGGAGGAAUUUCCGCGUUCUGAAGUUUCAUGAAAAAGUCGUCCUCACCCUAACUUUAUAUAGUAUACUUUGUAAACGCGUAGAUCAAUUUAAUUUAGUCACGUGACCCCGUCUGUUUUUAUUUAGCCGUAUGCAAAGAAUAAGUAAAUUGAGCGUGAGAGAACUCAGAAUGAGUGCGACGAAGAAUGAACGCGAACCAAUGCUCAAAAGGUAUAUACAAGAAUAUUUUUUAUUUGUAAAAAUUAACCUUUACAAAACUUAUACAGAGAGAAAAAGAGAAAGAAAGUAAAAAGUACGGAAUUGCUAGGCGAAAAGCAUCGUCGUCGGAAACAUUGCCAUUAAAUCGAGAAAGGACUCACGCGAGCGCGCGAUGCGAAACAAUUAUGUACACUAAACUCAUAUACAAAAAAAAACACAUUUGAUUAGAAUCAUUUCAUUUUCUCUUAGGAAGAAAACAAAAAACAAACCUUGCAUAUUCACAUCGCUUCAUAUCUUUGCCGCAAGUAAACGGAAUCAAUUUGAAAAAAAAUGGAUAGGAUCGAGAAACAAAGAAAAAACCGAAAGAAUGUAACUAAACUAAACAUUUACUGUUACUAUUUAAAUAUCUCCUACUCAUUGUCCGUAAGUGAACAAUCUUCCCUUGGGGAAGAUGCAGCAAAACGACCCUAAAAUCUUAGAUCUUUCAAGUUAAAGCAAGAAACCCUUCUCAUAUAAUCGACAGCCAAUACAAAUCUGAAUGAAUAAUCAAUAUUGAACUGUGCGGUAGAAACGUAGUUUCUACGGAAAUGCAAACUCAAUAAUCUGGACUGCAAAAAUAGUCAACGACAGCGCCUAUAUAUUUCUAUAAACACUCGUAGAAUGCGGUUCCCAAUUUGGAGUGGUAAUUUGAUCAAAUUUUGCCACCAUAGCGUACUUUUGGAGGUAGAUUUUGGUUGUCAGGAUCUGAACGGGGGUUACAUGUCAAAUUUGCCCGGAAUUCGCCACACGCACAUAACUGUCACCGCUACGCUGACCUGUCAUUUUUCUCCAAGAUGAUACACAAAAAGUGCUCUUUUCUACGGCGUUUCGAGUUUGUUUAACGCAUUCUUUUGUUGUUUUUGAAUUCAAUAACAAAAGAAAAGUCAAAACAAACUCGAAAAGCUGUGAAAACGAAUCAUGUUCGAUUUGAUUCGGUUAAAUUUUUCUUCAAAACUAGAUCGAAUUAGACUGAAAACUGAGCACGCGGUAUUUCCGACUUUGACAGCUGAGCCAAGCGCGUCGACUAUGUCGACUUUGGUAGCCAAUGCGUUACGGAAGCUCACUUUCCAAAAAGGCCUAUGACGGCAAAGUUUGAUCAAAUAACUUCCUCGACCAAAUGUGAACCGCACCAAAUCUUAAACUGUUGAACGAAACACAAGCAGAAACAAUAGAAACACAGAAAUUGAAAGUUCUUGUUAAAUAUGCUGCACCUCCAUCGAUCACCCGUUCCCUCCCUCCCCACAUCGCAGUUCUUAACAUUGUAAAGCAUGAGAAAGAAAUCAAAUAAAACAAAAAUGAUAAUCACAAACUGAACUUUGAACCCGACUCGAACCAUUUCGUAUGAUUUCGCAGUGCAAAUUAGAAAUGUGUUUAUUUCAUUUUAUUUUUCGCAUCCGUUUUUUGGGCGAGCCUCUUCUUAAAUGUAUUAUUUUCUAUAGCUUUCGCGAAUCAAAUAACGAUGACGACUUUAGGUUUAUUUCGCGCUACCUUUUUUUUUCUUUUGUAAAUAAUCUAGACGCUCUACGCAAGAAAUUAAUUAGUUAGGUACUCCGAACAUUAGAUAGAUCGCAUAAACGACGCCUAUCAUGAUGUUCCAAUUUUAAUCAAAGUGCGCCGCCGGCGCAAGCAAUAGAAGUUCAGUAAUUUACCUUUUCUUUUUUCCCAGCGCAGUGAAUAUUUUUUAGCGGAAAAUAUAAUUCUAGAACGAGCUUUUUGUAAUACCGAGUCCAAAUUCAGCAAUACGUUUAUUGUAGAAUUAUAAUUUACAAAAUAUGA
Molecule: messenger RNA, 4416 nt
Organism: Culex pipiens pallens (northern house mosquito)
Lineage: Eukaryota; Metazoa; Arthropoda; Insecta; Diptera; Culicidae
Gene: Cip4
Product: formin-binding protein 1-like
Exons: 13
Coding region: 274-2157 (627 amino acids)
Biological process (GO): signal transduction
Molecular function (GO): protein binding
Source: RefSeq, a predicted model, not a curated record